AAAUAAUAUAAAGUUAUUUUUUUACAUUUUUAAACCGUUUAUAAUUAAUAUUAAUAGGUAAUUAUAAUUUAUAAGGAAUAUUUUAGUUGUAGACUUACGUGUCUCAUACCCGUGUAAAUAUAAAAUAAUGAUUUUACAUUAAAUAUUGUGAAUAAUUCACACAUCCUUAAACUUUAAAAAUGGCGAAUAAUGAUUUGACUAGAGUAAAGGGAACUUCUAUUGUUAAACCAAUUAUAUAUGGAAACACUGCUAAAUAUUUUGGCCAAAAACGACAUGAAGAUGGUCAUACUCACAAAUGGUGUGUAUAUGUAAGGCCUUAUGUAAAUGAAGACAUUGGCACCUGGGUCAAAAAAGUUCAUUUUAAAUUGCAUGACAGCUAUGAAAGUCCAACUCGAGUGGUGCAGAAACCUCCAUUUGAGGUCUCUGAAACUGGCUGGGGCGAAUUUGAAUUAGUAAUCAAGAUAUUUUUUCAAGAUACAAGUGAAAGACCAGUUACACUUUAUCAUGUACUUAAGUUGUACAGCAAUGGACAAGACUCUGAACUAAGUGAAAAACCAGUUUUGUCAGAAUUUUAUGAGGAAAUUAUUUUUCAAGAUCCAUCAACUUUCAUGAAAUUUAUACUAAAUGAUACAUUGAGUAAAAAUCCUCCAAUUGAUGAAAAAAAUCUACAUUAUGAACGCAUAAAGAAGACCACAGUGGAAAAAAUGAUAAAAUCUAGAAAAAGAGUACAAGAACAUACGGUUAUGUACAAAGAACGUCUAAAAAAAUUAAGAGAAACCAUAAAUAAAUUUAAAGAUGAAAUUUGUGCAUUGCAAUCUCAAUGCAGUUCAUCAACAUUGCGAUAAAUAAAAAUAAAUAGAACCAUAGUGAUAAUUGACAUCCUUUAUCAAAUACACAAAUAUUAAGUACAUAUUUAUUCUAGUUAUUAUAUUUUAAUCUGUGUUUAUUUUUCAAGAUUAUAUUUUUUAAAUUUAAAUAACCAACAGUAUAAAUUAUAAACAUCACUCAUGACUUCUUUAUGAAAUUAUACAUUGAGGCAUACUUGAGGCAUAUUUUUUCUCAACAUGUAACCCAGAUUUAAAUUAAACCGGUUGAAGUAGCUUAUCAGCUACACAAUCUUACAAAAGUAUUUAGACCUCAUGUCAUCCUUAGAAGUACAAUAAACGAAAAAUAAAAAUAAAA
This is a messenger RNA of Acyrthosiphon pisum (pea aphid), 1182 nucleotides long. RefSeq names its product YEATS domain-containing protein 4 Gas41 (gene Gas41). Lineage: Eukaryota; Metazoa; Arthropoda; Insecta; Hemiptera; Aphididae. The coding region runs from base 180 to 845 and encodes 221 amino acids. Gene Ontology annotation, biological process: regulation of DNA-templated transcription. The record is from RefSeq and is marked provisional. The transcript is spliced from 4 exons.